AUGUUGAUUAUUGAUGAUGAUGGGAGUGAGGUUGUGCGGCAGUCUCAGUGCCCGCAUUGUCAAAGGCUCUUCUGCGCACAGUGUAAGGUUGCUUGGCACGCGGAGAUGGAGUGCUGGGAGUUUCAGGAGUUGAAUGACGAUGAGAGGGGAAGGGAAGACAUCCAGUUAAGGAACCUUGCAAACAUGGAGGAUUGGAAGAGAUGUCCCAACUGUAAGUUUUAUGUGGAAAAGAAGACCGGUUGCAAUUUCAUGAAGUGCAGGUGUAGAGCUACUUUUUGCUAUAGAUGUGGCCAGAGUUUAAGCUUGCCUAAAAACCAACGUCACUAUUGUUCCUAUUGUACGGGUUGA
This is a messenger RNA of Prunus armeniaca (apricot), 348 nucleotides long. The record is from the annotation of a GenBank genome assembly. Lineage: Eukaryota; Viridiplantae; Streptophyta; Magnoliopsida; Rosales; Rosaceae.